Molecule: messenger RNA, 3700 nt
Organism: Caretta caretta (loggerhead turtle)
Lineage: Eukaryota; Metazoa; Chordata; Testudines; Cheloniidae
Gene: ARSA
Product: arylsulfatase A
Molecular function (GO): arylsulfatase activity
Source: RefSeq, a predicted model, not a curated record
UGGCAGAUGACCUGGGGUUUGGAGAUUUGGGAAGCUAUGGGCACCCCACCUCAGCCACGCCCAACCUGGACAAGAUGGCUGCCAGCGGCCUGAGAUUCACCGACUUCUAUGCCAGCUGCCCUAUCUGCAGCCCCUCACGGCUGGCUGGUUGCCCUUUAGCCAGGCUCUUCCCUUUGAUCAGCGCUUCGGUCGCUUGGUGGUGGUGAUGUCUGUAGAUGGAGGUGGAAGAGAGAGGAAGAGCAUGGCAAACGUCUCUCCCUUUUAUCAUGUCCUUUCUUCCCUCUUGGCUUUGCCCCCCACUCCCUUCAGAGUCAGCAUUGUGUGAAGGCUGGAACCUUCUGAGCCAUGGCGAGAUGACCUAGAGAGGGGCCAAAACUGAUCGAUUUGUCAGCAGGUUCAAUACCAUCCCUGUGACAUCAGUGCUGGGCUAAGGCAGGGAGAGACGUGAUCCCUGGGACUCUAACAUGGCCACGGGAAAUGUGGUACGAUUCCAGAACGGGUGGGUGACUCAGUGGUCUGCACCGACUCUUUGGCGCUACAGAUGGCCUGGCUGUCGCACGAGGACAGGGCGGCCCUGCUGACGGGUCGGUACCAGACACGCUCCGGGGUUUACCCCGGCGUGUUCUACCCCGGCUCCCGGGGAGGCCUCCCACUGUCCGAGGUCACCAUCGCGGAAGUGCUGAAGGCUCGGGGCUAUGCCACAGCCAUGGUCGGCAAAUGGCACCUGGGACUGGGGGCCAAUGGCUCCUUCCUGCCCAUCCACCAGGGCUUUGACCACUUCCUGGGGGUGCCCUACUCCCACGACCAGGGCCCCUGCCAGAAUCUCACCUGCUUCCCCCCAGACACCAAGUGCUUUGGGACGUGCGACCAGGGCGUGGUGCCCGUCCCGCUGUUCCUAAACCAGAGCAUCCUGCAGCAGCCGCUCGCCUUCCCCCAGCUGGUGUCACGCUACAACAAGUUCUCUCGCGACUUCAUUGCCGACUGUGCCCGCCGGGGCCACCCCUUCUUGCUCUACUACGCGUCCCAUAUACUUAAGAACUGCCUAGGGGAAACUGAGGCACCCCCACACUAUUCAGAGGAAACAUUAAGAACAGUCCCGCUUCGUCACAGGAGGCACACCCACUACCCCCAGUUUGGGAGCCAGGAGUACGUGGGCCAGUCGCUGCGGGGUCCCUUUGGGGAUGCCCUCAUGGAGUUGGACGGCUCAGUGGGGCUCCUGCUCCAGGCACUGCAGGAGAACGGCCUGGAGGGGAACACGCUGGUCUUCUUCACCGCGGACAAUGGCCCCGAGACCAUGCGAAUGGCCCGUGGGGGCAGCUCGGGCCUCCUGAAGUGCGGAAAGGGAACGACGUACGAGGGCGGGAUGCGGGAGCCCGCGGUGGCUUAUUGGCCAGGCCGGAUCUCCCCGGGCGUGACCCAUGAGAUGGCCAGCACCCUGGACAUCCUGCCAACCCUGGCUGCCCUGGCCGGGGUGCCUCUUCCCAGUGUCCCGCUGGACGGCUACGACCUGAGCCCGGUGCUCUUUGGAGGGGGGAAGAGUCCGCGGCAGAUGAUGAUCUAUUACCCGUCCAGCCCCAGCAACCAGCUUGGCGUCUUUGCCAUCAGAUACGGGAAGCACAAGGCCCAUUUCUUCACACAAGGUUCCUUACAGAGCGGGACGACCCCUGACCCGGACUGCCAUGGGCUAGCGCCCCUGACGCCCCAUGAGCCCCCACUACUCUUUGACCUGGAGGCUGACCCUGCAGAGAACUAUAACCUGUUGGAGGGCGGUGCCGUGGGGCCGGAGGUGCUGCGGGUGCUGAAGGAGAUCAAGCAGCACAAGGUGCUCUUUGACCAGCACAUGGAGUUCGGGGAAAGCGAGAUAAGGAAGGGCACUGACCCUGCCCUCCAGCCCUGCUGCGCCCCCCACUGCACCCCCAAGCCUUCCUGUUGCCACUGCCCCUAACCUCCCUGCUGCAUUGCACCCUCUAACUUUCCCCUUGCCCCUGCUUGGAACCCCCCUGCUCUUCGAAAACUUCCUGCUGCUGUGCCAGUCCCUCUGCUACCACUCUCGAAAGUCCCCGCGCUGGCCUCCCUGCUGCUCUCCCCAAACCUGCCUGCAGGCUGGGCGCGCUGCAUUAGGCUGCUUCCCUGGCCGGUGGAGCUGCCCCCGGACUCCCGCCCCCCAGGCCUGACGCUGAGGUCCCUACAUGCUGGCUGCAUGGGGGCAUGGGGUGAGCAGCUAGGAGGGGAAGGGGCACUCCUGUGCGGGAGGUAUUUUAUCUCUGUACUGCAAGUCUUUGGCCAUUUGACACAAACCUCAGCUCUCGCCAGGGACGCACUGAGCCCUCCGGAGUCCACUGGGCCCUGGAACAAAGCAAAGGGCGUACCCUCAGAACCCCAGUGCAGACAGCAGGGGCCCCGGCGGUACCAGCCUGCUGGAGCGGGAAGGCCAGGGCGCGGAGCGCGCCUAGCUCUGGGAAGGCUGGUUGUAGUCCUUGUGCCCUGGCACAGCAGUGAGGGCCAAGGCCAUAUCAAUACUGGCACAGAGGCGGAGUGUGGGGUGCGAGGCCAGGAUCAGGGCCAGCAGCAGACAGGGUGCUUGGCCCUGAGCACGUGGAUAGUGGACUGACGGGUGACUGCAGUCAGGAGAGGAGCUGUGCAGAGCUCCGGGCAGGCCCCUUCACCUGCAUGGAUGCAGCCAGCCAUGGCUCUGGGAGAAGACUUGUUCUUGUUUAAAGGGUGACAUAAGGAGAAAUGAGGCCAUGGAGUGCCCUCCAGGCUAACCAGUGUUUGCAGUCUGUGGGUAGGUGUGACCAGGGCUGUGUGCACCGGCAGGCCAAGGAGCCAGGGUUCCCAACCCAGAGCUCAUGCCGAAAAGCCCUAGUCCUGAGCCCUCUUGGCAGUGCUCCCACCUGGGGAGUGAGAGCUGCGAGAUGAGCAGUGGCCUAGGGCGGCUGCUUGGGAUACCCAGGGGGAGGAGGUAGCUGCUGGCAUCCUGCAGAGAAUGGCCAAGUACGAGCCUAUGAUGCUGGCGUGCCCAGACUCGCAUGUUACCCCUGUGGCUUUACCAGCUUCUCAGUGCUUUGCCGAAGGGAGGGUGGGUCGUGUGUGGUCACUGCUGAGCUAAGCCAGCUGAUUGCCAUGGGUCUUGCGGGACGUUUGUACAGGAAAUAUUCUGAGAUGUAAAAUGUCAAAUAUUGUGUUCCACAACAACUGGGGCAGAAGCACAUCACCUGUGGUGGGAUGGGUCUUGGCAAACUCAAGAGUGAGGCCAGUCAGUGCUUUCCGACCCAGCUCAGACCUGUGUUUACAGUCUGGACAGGAUCCAGGCCACAGCACUGACAAAGACAAAAGAACCCCAAGAAGAGAGACUGCCAUGGGGACCCUCAGGGCUGAGCUGCAGGUAAUGAGGAGAGACCAAGUCUGGGGGUGUAUAAGAGAAGAAGAAAGGGCACAAGAUGUUAUCCAUUACAGAGGGGACUCUGUCACGGGAAUGUCUCCUGAAAAGUAGGUCCCUGUGCUCUGGACUGGAGAAGCGCUGGACACCCUGGCCACUGGAUGACAAAUGCCUUCUUAGACAGGAAAGGGACUUGUUAACAAGUCCAGGCUCUAGAUUACGUUUUAUGUUUUUCUUUUACCUGUAACCUCAUGUUUCCUUGCUUUUAUUUGAAUCUGUAACUCGAGCUCUGUUAAAUAAACUGAAACCGGUUUUACUGUA